Pyrus x bretschneideri (Chinese white pear) is the source of this 751-nucleotide messenger RNA. RefSeq names its product glycine cleavage system H protein 3, mitochondrial-like. Gene Ontology annotation, biological process: protein lipoylation; glycine decarboxylation via glycine cleavage system. Lineage: Eukaryota; Viridiplantae; Streptophyta; Magnoliopsida; Rosales; Rosaceae. Gene Ontology annotation, cellular component: cytoplasm; glycine cleavage complex; mitochondrion. The coding region runs from base 104 to 601 and encodes 165 amino acids. The record is from RefSeq and is a predicted model, not a curated record. The transcript has 4 exons.
UCCUUCCCUUCUUUCUUCGAUAUUAGCCUCUGGUGGUUUGAGAUAACCAGACACACACACAGAGAGAUAGAAUUAAGCAGAGAGAGAGAGAGAGAGAAGAAAUAUGGCACUGAGACUGUGGGCGUCUUCAACAGCCAAUGCACUUAGAAUCUCCACUGCCUCCAAAUCCCAACUCUCUCCUGCAUUUUCUCUCUCCAGAUGCUUUUCCACUGUUUUGGAUGGAUUGAAGUAUGCAUCUUCACAUGAGUGGGUGAAGCAUGAAGGCUCUGUGGCAACAAUUGGCAUAACUGAUCAUGCUCAGGACCAUCUUGGAGAAGUAGUGUUUGUUGAGCUACCAGAAGCUGGUCGCUCAGUCUCUCAAGGAGGCAGCUUUGGAGCUGUGGAAAGUGUCAAAGCAACCAGUGACGUAAAUUCCCCAAUCUCCGGCGAAGUCGUCGAGGUUAACUCAAAGCUUACUGAAUCACCUGGUUUGAUCAAUUCGAGCCCAUAUGAAGGUGGAUGGAUGAUCAAGAUCAAGCCCAGCAGUCCAUCAGAACUAGAAUCCUUGUUGGGACCUAAAGAAUACACGAAGUUUUGUGAGGAAGAAGAUGCAGCCCAUUGAACUAAUUGAUUUUCAGCUGUUUAAGGUUUAAUUAAUGUUUGUUGAAGUUGUUAAAUAUUAUUAUCAAAGUACUGCAGAAUCUAGGUCAUAACUCAUGUUUCAACCUUCUGCCUACAUUUUAUGUGAAUAAAAGUACUUGUUGAAUCAAAA